Molecule: messenger RNA, 846 nt
Organism: Seminavis robusta
Lineage: Eukaryota; Bacillariophyta; Bacillariophyceae; Naviculales; Naviculaceae
Source: the annotation of a GenBank genome assembly
AUGGCACUCCAAGACAACAGCAUCGAAGAGUUUGACUCAAUUCCGACCAUUCACCUUUCACCUUACCAUGAAAUUCAUUUGGCGGAUGCUUUGACGUUGGAAUACGACUCGAAGAACGACACCAAUGCGGAGCAAGCAUCGGACGAGGCAAUGUCAGACAGUGACAACCAAAAUGUCACUACAGAUAGUUUUCGGGUUCCCAUCUGUGAUGUUCGCCCGGUCAAGAGCAGCGAAGCCAGGACACACUGGGCUGCAUUGGCCACCUCCAUGAAACGCAAUCGUGCUUUUCUGCUCAGCGCGACGGUCCACAAAGAAACCCGCAAUGACAAAAUUGGUCUCUGUCUCUCCAACAACAGCAAAAAGGGUGGGCGCGCCUUGACCAUUUCUUCCAUUCACGAAGAAGGUCUUUUUUCGCACUCUCCCUUUCAAGUGGGAGAUCGAAUAGUGAGCAUCAACACACUCAACUGUCAAGAAAUGAGAGCCAGUGUGGCAGCGCGGUUGCUGCGCACCAUCACGGGCACGUUCACUGUGGUGGUACAAAAUGUCAAGGGAGACCCGACCCUGGUGGAGAGUAUGAUUUACAAACCAGAACCAACCUCCAAAACUGGACUCAGUGUCAUUUCCAAUGGCUACAGUCGCGCCACAAUCUACGACAUUCACCCCCAUGGCAUUUUUGCCGAUUCCAUCCUGAAUCGCAUGGAUUUGAUUGUUUCCAUCAAUGAGAUUCCUUGUCAUUCGUUGGAUUCUAGAGAAGCCGCUGCCAUUGUGGCGCAAGCAGAAGAUCGGGUCACCGUCAUUGCGGAGCGGCGACACGAAAGUGCCGUUGUCAUGGCCAUGGCACAAUAA